AUGCAGAGCUUCGAGAACGGGGUGACCUGCAGCAAGGGCACCCUGCCGCAGCGCCGAGCCGUGCUGCACACCGCGCUGCGCGCGGAUCUGCAGAGCCCCACGGUGACGGUGGCGGAGGUGAGUCCGUGCCUCUACGAGGCCACGCUACAUGUGCCCUUGGACACCGUCCUGCAGCAGGGCACCUUGUGUGCGGAGAAUGUGCCCAUCGGCAUCAUGCUGGACCCCGAGAAGCCCCCGCAGACGCGGGCGUGCAUGCAGGAGAGCCGGGGCUCCACAGUCUGGGUGGUGGCGAAGCCCUACGGCCGGCGCUUGCGCCUCUGCGAGGCCGAGAUCUUCGCGGAGCCUCUGCCCACGGUGACCCAGGUGACGCUAGACUUUGGCGCCUCCGGGAACGAGUCGCUGGGUGCCGGCUGCGGGGCGAACAACCUCACCGUGGAGUUUUCAGAUGACAACGUCACCUGGCUCAAAGCCUGGGACGCCUUCGCAGUGGCCUCGGCCUACCAAACCAUGCAGACUGCGCGCUGGAGCUGGUGGCAGCGGCUCUUUGCGCUGCCCUUCCACACCAACUUCAGCCACGCCAGCGCCCGCAACGUCACCAUCCCCAGUCUGCGGGAGAACUCCACCUACGACGUGCUUUGCUGGGCCACCGAUGCCAUCGGCAACGAUAUCAUGCAGAGCAUGGUGCUGCUGCCGCUGCCUUGGGCUGAUACAAGCCCCUCGCCAAGUAAGUGUUGA
Effrenium voratum is the source of this 735-nucleotide messenger RNA. The record is from the annotation of a GenBank genome assembly. Lineage: Eukaryota; Dinophyceae; Suessiales; Symbiodiniaceae.